Molecule: messenger RNA, 2591 nt
Organism: Chiloscyllium plagiosum (whitespotted bambooshark)
Lineage: Eukaryota; Metazoa; Chordata; Chondrichthyes; Orectolobiformes; Hemiscylliidae
Gene: elmod2
Product: ELMO/CED-12 domain containing 2
Cellular component (GO): membrane
Molecular function (GO): GTPase activator activity
Source: RefSeq, a predicted model, not a curated record
UCUUCUGCCUUAAGGCGGGAGGGCUGAGUGGCUCUCGGUUCACCUCUCCGGAGAGUGUCCAGCAGCGGAACCUGGGCCGGCCACUUGUUGCUGCCUCUCUGCCUGAAUAUGAUUAGUUUGAUUUGGAAUUACCUGUACAGCACUCUUCUGAGGUCUUGGAUGAAGUGGAUUUUAAGAAAGCUUACUGGAAGAUGUGAACUGCAACGUAUUUGUGCCAGUACUGUUCAAGGAGCAGAGCGAACAAUGAAAAUUGAAUAUUCUUUGAAAUCAUCCAAAAAUGAAGUUUUGAAGACAUCAGUGGAUCAUAGUGUGCAAAAUAUGGAGAACAACGUUCAGGACAUUAUGGAAAUAAAAAAGAUUUCCAUUCAGAAAGAUCCAGACUUCAAGAUAAAUUUACAGAUUUGCUUGCUUCAAAUCUCUGGCUUUAAAAAACUCUUUGCUGAUGUAGAGUACCUACGGAAGCAACCCUUUGAAUCUUCAAACAAGCAACAUGAAGAUAUGCUAUUAAAGCUGUGGCAGUUGAUGAUGCCCCAUGUACAUUUGGAGUCGAGAAUUACCAAGCAAUGGGGUGACAUUGGGUUCCAAGGUGAAGAUCCUAAAACUGACUUCAGAGGCAUGGGAAUGCUGGGGUUACACAACCUUGUGUUCUUUGGGGAACAUUACACCAAAGUAGCUCGCCAGACUCUUUCACGUUCGAAUCAUCCCAAAAUAGGAUAUUCUUAUGCUAUAGUUGGAAUAAAUCUUACUGAAAUGGCUUACAGUAUGAUGAAGAGUGGCUUACUGAAGAGUCAUUUUUACAACCUGGUUCCUGGAGUUCCACAGUUGCAACAUUUUCAUCAGUUUUAUUGUUAUCUAUUGUAUGAGUUUGAUCAAUUCUGGUUCAAGGAGGGACCAUCCAGCAUCAUGGAAUUCAACCAGUACAGAGAGCAAUUUCAUGAAAGGGUGAAACGGCUUUUACAAGAUCCGAAAACAUUGCUUACCUUGAACUUCAAAAAGUAGACAGUAAUUUACAUUAAGCCUAUAAAGUAGCACUUGGAAUUAAUUGCAAGAUAUGAGUUUAUGCAGUGGAUCUGUGAUUUUUCAGUAGAUUUUUAACUUGUAAAUAGCAACUGAUUAAAAACAUUAUGUGACUGAAAUUCAGGAUGAAUCCACUUUCAGUAUAAAUGUGUCAUCAAAUUGUUUCUGGUUGCCUGGUGUUUGGCAUAAAUUUGGAUAACUUAUUUUGUGACAUCCACAAAGCAGCCAUUGGAAUGGUGCUUUGUUAUGAAAGGAACUAUUCAAAGUGUGUGAAAUUUGACUGAGAAAUUUUCCAUUUGGACCACAACAUUUGAAAUGAGUUUCUUCCUUUAACAUUUUUCACUGUACCUUGUUCUUGCUCCUACUAAGACAUGUAGUUUCAUAAACAUAUUGGCAAAUAUUCAAAUCAGCACUUUGUCUUUUAGCGUACUGAAGUUAAAUAGCAAAUGGGGUUCUUUUGAGUGAUUACCAGACUGUAAUCUCCCCACCAUAACAAGAAACAAACUGAAUAUUUCGAGACCAGUAUGACUGUUCAGAAUUUCAAAGAGUCACAUUGGACUUGACGUUAGCUGUUUUGCUUUUCACAGAUGCUGCCAGACCUACUGAGUUUCACAAACACUUGUUUUUAUACCACCAGGAUAUUCCACGUGUUUACCAUUAAUGGACGAUUAAUUUCUAUGUGGUGUAAAAUUAAAUUUUCCAGGGAUAAUCUAUUUCAAUCUGACUACAGUAAAUGCCAAAAAGUUCUAAAUUAACAAUGUAUUCUCACAAAAGCCUUGUGUUAUAAAAAUAAUAAUUCUAAAUUUUGUUUUCGUAGUAAGUCGCAAGAUAAUCUACCCCAAAGAACACCAUAGGCUGUCAAUUUCUUGGAACUUGUUAAUGACGGCAAAUUGUUGACAAUCUUGCAGGUACAUUUAAGCUGAGGACCGCUUGAAGUACGCACUUUUUAAUCUUUGAGUGCUUUUGUUAAAUAUGUAAACUAGCUAUUACUACCACAUGCAUUGUAAUGUGCCACACUGUCAUAUUUCAUAGUGAAAAAUUAACUCAACCAAAAAAAAAUUGAUUAAAGGCAGAUUAUUGAAAAAUUCUAGAAUUUAGUGUUACGGUCACUACAGUAUUUGAAGAGGCACAAGGGAAAAUGAGCCUCAUCUUGCUCAGGAUAGCAACACAAGUGUUUUUCCAUGCACCAUUUCAGCUUUUUAUUGAUGAUCCCUUUAUUGUAUGAGCAACAGUGAAAAGUUUUAUAUUUAUUACCGAUGAUUCUGUAUAAAAUAUUUGUAGCUGAAAGUUGCGAAGUUUACUGGAUGAAAUGCUUUUUUUCCAGAAAGGUAUGCUAUAAUGUUUGAAGUUUAUAUAGAUUUCUACUGGUUGGCUUUCCAUUUAAGAAUGGGGGUGAGAUGGGUGGGGGGGGGGAGAUGAAGCUUUAUUUUAUGAACUUUUUGCUGAAAUAAAUAGUAUAAAACUGAAACAAUUAAACGCAUCUUGUAUGUAUUUUUAAGAAAGAUCAACUGGGUAUUUAAUCUUAAGUCUAUUGUAUGUCUACACAGAGGAAUGUUGCUACAUUAAAAUCAUUA